Chelonus insularis is the source of this 1709-nucleotide messenger RNA. RefSeq names its product tryptophan hydroxylase (gene Trhn). The coding region runs from base 117 to 1694 and encodes 525 amino acids. NCBI's taxonomy places the organism in Eukaryota, Metazoa, Arthropoda, Insecta, Hymenoptera, Braconidae. Gene Ontology annotation, biological process: aromatic amino acid metabolic process; serotonin biosynthetic process. The transcript is spliced from 12 exons. Gene Ontology annotation, molecular function: iron ion binding; tryptophan 5-monooxygenase activity. The record is from RefSeq and is a predicted model, not a curated record. Gene Ontology annotation, cellular component: neuron projection.
AGUGUUAAGAAUCAUCCCAUUGAAGAUCAAAUACUGAAAUAAUUUUUUGGCUGAAUAAAUAAAUUCUAGCGGUGAACUUGUGAGGUUUUAAGUGACGUUCUGAGAAAGUUUUAACAAUGAGUGGAUCAGGAAAAGGUCUGUUGGGGAUGUGGUUGUAUCGAAGAGGUGAAGAAUGGUCUAUCAAAGAAGGUAGCCCUAUACAUAGACCAAAUGAUAUGUCAAGAGUCGAGAAAGUAGAAGAUUCAGAUUCAAGGAAUUCUGUGAUUUUUUCGUUAAAAAAUCAGAUCGGUGGAUUAGCUCGAGCUCUACAAGUAUUUCAAGAUUUGGGUGUAAAUGUUGUUCACAUUGAGUCAAGAAAAUCAGUGAGACGUGGUUCCGAAUAUGAGAUUUUGGUGGAUGUUGAGUGUGAGCCAAAAAGGAUGGAACAACUUACUAGAAUGUUAAGCCGUGAAGUAGCUGCAAUUAAUCUUUCUCAGUAUGAACAGAGUGGCAACAUACCUUCUCUUCCUCCUUUAUCUGCUGCACCGAGUUUUGAUUUUGGUGAAGUUGACAUGUUAUGGUUCCCACGAAAAAUAGCAGACCUUGAUCAAGCACAAAAGGUUUUAAUGUAUGGAAAUGAGCUUGAUGCUGAUCAUCCUGGAUUUAAGGAUCCAGUUUACCGGAAACGUCGACAACAAUUUGCUGAUAUUGCUAACAAUUUUAAACAUGGACAACCCAUCCCACGGAUCCAGUAUACUCCUGAAGAAAUAAAGACUUGGGGAACAGUCUUUCGUGAGCUUCAUCAACUCUAUGUCAAGCAUGCUUGUAAAGAGUAUUUAGAAAAUUGGCCAAAGUUGGUUAAAUAUUGUGGUUACCGGGAAGAUAACAUACCUCAACUUCAAGACAUCUCCAACUUUCUAAAACGAAUGACAGGUUUCCAAUUACGUCCAGUGGCAGGAUAUUUAUCCCCACGUGAUUUUUUGGCUGGAUUAGCUUUUCGAGUAUUCCACUGUACUCAGUACAUUCGUCAUUCAUCAGAUCCAUUCUACACUCCUGAACCUGAUUGUUGCCAUGAGCUUUUAGGCCACAUGCCUCUUCUGGCAAAUCCAAGUUUCGCUCAGUUUUCUCAAGAACUUGGAUUAGCAUCCUUAGGAGCAUCUGAUGAUGAUAUAAAUAAAUUAGCAACGCUUUACUUCUUCACGGUUGAGUUCGGACUCUGUAAACAAGACGGUGAUCUUCGAAUUUAUGGAGCAGGAUUACUUUCAUCUGUAGCUGAAAUGAAACAUGCAAUUGAAGCAAAAGACAAGAUAUUCAGAUUUGAGCCUGAAAUUACAUGCAAACAAGAAUGUAUCAUUACUGCUUAUCAAAAUGCUUAUUAUUACACUGACAGCAUUGAAGAAGCAAAAGAAAAAAUGCGGACUUUUGCCAAUCAGAUCCAUCGUCCUUUUGGUGUUCGUUACAAUGCGUAUACUCAGUCAGUAGAAGUUUUAACAGAUGCUCAGAAAAUUACAGCUCUAGUCAGUGAACUUCGUGGUGAUCUGUGCAUUGUUUCUAAUGCUUUGAAAAAAAUACAUGAACAAGAUGAUACCGUAGAUGUUGAAAAAAUAACCAGUCUUUUAACUCAAGGUAUCAAUUUACCUCAUGAUUCGUCUUCUGAAAGCGAUGAUGACAAAAGCCCUAACAUUGAAAAUGAAAUGAAAACAAUUGACAACUAAAUAAAAAUCAUUUGU